This is a messenger RNA of Diospyros lotus (date-plum), 698 nucleotides long. RefSeq names its product CDGSH iron-sulfur domain-containing protein NEET. Gene Ontology annotation, molecular function: 2 iron, 2 sulfur cluster binding. Gene Ontology annotation, cellular component: intracellular membrane-bounded organelle; mitochondrial outer membrane. Lineage: Eukaryota; Viridiplantae; Streptophyta; Magnoliopsida; Ericales; Ebenaceae. The coding region runs from base 83 to 421 and encodes 112 amino acids. The record is from RefSeq and is a predicted model, not a curated record. Gene Ontology annotation, biological process: regulation of autophagy. The transcript is spliced from 2 exons.
AUAUACACGCUAUUCACAAGUCUCAACCAUUUCUCUCAGCACACCGUCCAGUUUUUUCCAGCGAUAGAGAGAGGGUUUGAUCAUGGCGUCGCUAGUGAGCAUGGUAGGUGCCGGCUUCUCUUACGGCGGAUUGGCGCUGAAGCCAAGCAGAGCAGGCGGCGGAGCGGGCCAACGGCGCCCGGCGGUGGCGGCCGUGGUGAGAGCUGAGGCUGGUAAUGGCGCUAUUAACCCGGCAAUCAGGAAGACGGAAGAGAAAGUCGUCGAUGUUGUUCCUCUAUCCGAACUUGCCAAGCCCCAAACCGCUUACUGCAGGUGUUGGAGGUCUGCUACAUUCCCUCUGUGCGAUGGAAGCCAUGUGAAGCACAAUAAAGCUACCGGAGAUAAUGUUGGACCUUUACUCUUGAAGAAGGAGAAGCAAUGAGGGUGUUUUGGUUCUGUUCAUUUCUAUAUUCCUUAAACUUCGAACUCGUGAAUGAAAUGAUCUUCUAGUGAGUAUGUCGUGUCCAGAGUGUUUCUAGUACUUCUAUGGAUUGUUUGGUCUGGGUGCUCAAUAUCUCUCACUAAGCCAAACACUUUUUUCUUUUCUAUUUUUGUAUCCCCUCCAUGUGUGAAGGUCUAGUGCAAUUUUUGUUGUUACGUGAAUAAAAAUCUUUGCACAUCAGCACAGCUCCUUUCCUAAGAAGGGUUUCUUGAGGCAA